Molecule: messenger RNA, 627 nt
Organism: Corylus avellana
Lineage: Eukaryota; Viridiplantae; Streptophyta; Magnoliopsida; Fagales; Betulaceae
Source: RefSeq, a predicted model, not a curated record
AUGGACCUUCUUACCAGCCAAUUUUACAUCUCUCAGUAUGUUACAUUUGACGAGUCCCACAUCCCGUACAAGGCCCAAGCAGUCUCAUCAUCUUCCCAAGUGCCUUCACCUCCACGGUCUAGGCCAGCUACUCUACAACUUGUGCCCACUACUUCAAACACGCCAAUAUCUCCCUCUCUGACUCCUCAGACUCUACCAUCUCCAUCAGAAUCACCUGCUGCUGCUGGACCUUCAAACACACCAAUAUCUCCAUCUCUGACUCCCCCCACUCCGCCAUCUCCACUAGAAUCAUCUGAUGCUGCUGAACCACCCUCUCUUCUUGUCGCAGCCACCUCCCUUCCUGAGCCUCAAGAGUCACCCUCCUUUUCCACCACCAAAUCCCCCUCCCUUCCUAGUUCUUCCCCGCCACCAAGGAAGUGCAAAAGCAUUAACACACUUGUUUAUGGAACAUCCCCUUAUCACUUACCCCAUGCCAUGACCACCCACCUUACUGAUCCUCUAGACAGUCAACCCACCUCCUAUACUCAAGCCUCUCAAUUUCCUCAUUGGCGACUUGCCAUGCAAGAAGAAUAUGCACUCUUCUCCACAAUCACACUUGGUCUCUUGUACCUACCACAUCCUCAAUGA